Penicillium coprophilum is the source of this 1722-nucleotide messenger RNA. RefSeq names its product FAD binding domain protein. The record is from RefSeq and is a predicted model, not a curated record. NCBI's taxonomy places the organism in Eukaryota, Fungi, Ascomycota, Eurotiomycetes, Eurotiales, Aspergillaceae. Bases 1 to 1722 code for a protein of 573 amino acids. The transcript is spliced from 4 exons.
AUGUUCUCAUCUGAAUUACCAGAAGACCAUGAAAUCCGCGACGUAAUAAUCAUCGGCGCAGGACCAUGCGGCCUCGCCGUCGCCGCACGUCUAAGCGAAGAAACACCAUCAGCAGUCUUUACAGACGAAGAACACCAGCGGUACCACUGGAUCAAAAAGCACAGCGGUAGAAUGAGACUAGUCCAGGGACGCCACAGUAAGAUCAACGGGGUGCCAGCUGCAAAAUGGGAUAGUGAACGCGGAUGCCCUUGUCAAGAUGACCGACAACGGCGUAGCUCGGCUGACUCUGCAUCUUCUGUGCCGUCGCUGUCCUCCACGUCAUCAACAUCGUCGAUAUCAUCUGUCUCGACUCUAGUUCUCGACGGCUCCGGAGAUAAAUGGAUGCAGCGGUGGAACAAUGCUUUCCGCACGCUGGAGAUCAAACAGCUCCGCAGCCCGAUGUUCUUCCAUGUUGAUCCCGGUGAUCGGGAUGGGAUGUUGGCUUAUACACAGGAGAGUGGGAGAGAUGCAGAUUUGUGGGAGAUUCCCGGGUGUGUUGGGAAGGAGAUGAGCAAGCACAAGAAGAAGAAAAGGAGGCAGGGUGGGAAGGCUCAAACAAUAGGAGCUGAGAUUGACGAACGAGAUCGAAAAGACUAUUUCUCGCCUUCCACAGACCUCUUCUCGGAUUAUUGUUCGUCGAUUAUCCAGCGGUAUGGAUUAGAUGAACCCGGCCAGAUAUUGCAGCGCGAGGCGACGGAUCUCUCAUAUGAUUAUCUGUCUGAUAGCUCAGAGUCAAAGGUGUUCACUGUCACAACAUCCACGGGAGAGAAGUUUUAUAGCCGGGCUGUUGUCCUGGCCAUCGGUCCUGGCGGAGCAAAUGUAUCCAAGAUUUAUCCAUGGAAGCCCUUGACGGAGCAAGAGGGCGCUGCAGCAUGUUGUCACAGCACGGAAAUCAAAUCAUUUCCCAGUCCCAAUGUACAGAACAAGAUUCAGCGACGACAGGAGACUAACAUUGUCGUUGUUGGAGGCGGGCUGUCGUCAGCACAGAUUGUCGAUAUGGCAGUUCGCAAGGGCGUAACAAAAGUGUGGUUCUUGAUGCGAUCUGGCAUGAAAGUCAAGCAUUUCGACAUCAGUCUACCCUGGAUGGGCAAGUACAAGAACUGGGAGAAAGCAGCCUUCUGGUCCGCCGACAGCGACGAAGAGCGCCUUGAGAUGCUCCAAACCGCCCGAAACGGUGGCAGCAUUACACCACGUUAUACAAAAAUUGUAAAGCAGCAUGCAGCCCGGCACCGCGCUUCUAUUCACCCAUGCACAGAAAUAAAAACCCACGACUACAACCCAGACACCCAAACCUGGACCCUAACAACCGACCCUCCAAUCCCCGAGCUCCCCGCAAUCGACUAUAUCUACUUCGCAACCGGAGUGCGGGCGGACGUGCGCGAAAUGCCGCUGCUCCGCACGAUGAAUGAUCAAUACCCAAUUGAGGUCAAGUCAGGUCUACCGUGCCUGACGAACGAUCUGUCAUGGCGGGAGGACGUGCCGUUAUUCGUGACGGGUCGCAUGGCAUCUCUCCGGCUUGGGCCCGGCGCGCCAAAUCUCGAGGGUGCGAGAGUGGGCGCGGAACGUGUUGCAUGGGCCAUGGAGGAUGUGCUGCAUAAGGGGAGGGAAAUUGGUGGGCAGUGUGAGGGGUUUUGUGGGCUUGGGAAUCGGUAUGCUUCGCUGCUUGGGCAGUGUGAUGAUUGA